AUGCAAAUAGAUAUUCCAUUAAUCGAUGCCCAUCUCAACAACUACAGUAUUUUUGCUCUCGGGCUUGUGUUCACACCGAUGUUCUACUUCUUUGCGCCUAGUGUUUGGAAAUUUCUCUUCGGAUCUGGUGGAGUUAUUCAGGAGUCGAUUUAUUUGAUGUUCCCAUCACUUUCCGUUCCUUACACCCAUUUGGCUGGGAAAAUCGCGAACAUUCAAUUGCCUGUCUUCAUUCGUUCAUUCAUUUACUCGAUUUAUAUUUGGUAUCAUGGAAUCAACAUGAAAGAAGCAGCUAAUGAAGAUUUAAAGUCAUACAAGAGCUUGCAAGCGCUUUUCACUCGUCCACUAAAACCGGGAAUGCGACCGAUCGAUGAUUGCACUUUGGUAUCACCCGUCGAUGGAGUGGUGAUUGAGUUUGGAGAGAUCAGUGAUGAUCGAAAAAUUCAACAAAUUAAGAGUCACACUUAUGAGUUCGAAGAAUUCUUGGGCCCUAUUGAUCCAAAACACAAGGCAAACAACAAACUCUACGAAGUCGUGAUCUAUCUCCGAGCCACCGAUUACCACUGUUAUCACUCACCAACAAAAUGGGAAACGCAUACUAAAGUUGAGCAUGCAGGUCACAUUCUUCCAUUUAAACUUCAUAAAUUCAUUCCUCAAUGGUUUUCUAUUAAUGCCCGUGUCGCAUUGAUCGGAAAAUGGAAAUAUGGUUUCUUUUCGAUGACUCCGGUGGCUGCUACAACUGUUGGAGAUAUUCAUAUCAAUCCGGAAUUCGAGAGAACACCACCAAAAAAGCUUGAAAGCAAACACGAUCACUAUGCCAAAUACACAAUGUAUGAACAAGUGCUCUCCUAUAAACCCGGUGAUAAAGUUGGACAUUUUGAGGCUGGAUCCGAGUGUGUUUUGAUCUUCGAAGCACCACCACAUCUCAAAUUUGAUGUCAAAAAGGGCCAAUUGAUCCACUAUGGAAAUCGGCUUCUUUCUGUUGAUCCUGAAAGUCCAGACGAUUCUGAAAUGAUUGUUUCGAGCAAAUUCGACGAUUUCAAUCCCUACCGAGCGCUCGAUGCGGAA
This is a messenger RNA of Mesorhabditis belari, 1065 nucleotides long. Lineage: Eukaryota; Metazoa; Nematoda; Chromadorea; Rhabditida; Rhabditidae. The record is from the annotation of a GenBank genome assembly.